Orussus abietinus is the source of this 724-nucleotide messenger RNA. Its product is annotated as nuclear protein 1. Gene Ontology annotation, biological process: regulation of transcription by RNA polymerase II; negative regulation of cell cycle; negative regulation of cell population proliferation. The coding region runs from base 110 to 319 and encodes 69 amino acids. The transcript is spliced from 2 exons. Lineage: Eukaryota; Metazoa; Arthropoda; Insecta; Hymenoptera; Orussidae. The record is from RefSeq and is a predicted model, not a curated record. Gene Ontology annotation, cellular component: nucleus.
CGCGCGAGCACAGUUCAGGGAACUGAACACGUUAUCGAGCGAUUCGGAAGCGAGUCUUUGCGACAUCCUCGCAAAUCUUUUCGUCCAUUUUGGAAAUCUAAGAGUGAGUAUGGCCGAGCAAUACUUCGACAAAUACGAGCACUUCAACUUUGACUACGACAAGCACAUCUUCACUGGUCACGGCGGAAAACAGCGGAGCAAGAGGGAGGCUACGUUUCACACGAAUCAUUUCGAUCCGUGCGGACAUUCUAGAAAGCUCCUGACCAAACUCAUGAACACGGAGCACAACAAGCGACAACUGCCCAAGGCCAAAGCCUAAUUCCAUCAUUGAUACCGGAUUUAGUUCCAUCCUUCAAGGAAGGUCUGCGCCUUAUUAUUUUCACUGCAACCUUCGGACACACCAUUGGAGGCCAACCAUUAAUAUUUUAACAUUUCUAUGAAUAUGUCAUUACUCGCAUACUUCAAUGGCUUGAUUGAUAGACGAUCUCGCUGUAAGAUAAUCUAUGUGUGAUUUCACAAAUACCUUUUCUCGUGUAAUUUAACUAAGCAAUUACGAUAAGACUCGUAGGUUGCAAGAAAAUUUUUUUUAAGUUGAUAGAGAAAAAAGAAAAUGUAUUGUAAUUACCUUUGCACUUUCAUGCCAAAAAAGAACUUUUAAAGUGUGACUGUAAAAGGUGAUGAUAUUACGAUAUAAAAAAUAAAUUUAUGAUUAUCUUUUAUUAAA